This is a messenger RNA of Durotheca rogersii, 823 nucleotides long. RefSeq lists its product as uncharacterized. The transcript has 3 exons. NCBI's taxonomy places the organism in Eukaryota, Fungi, Ascomycota, Sordariomycetes, Xylariales, Xylariaceae. The record is from RefSeq and is a predicted model, not a curated record. Bases 173 to 472 code for a protein of 99 amino acids.
GCUAGCUUUCCCUUCUCCAGAUCGAUGAAGAGAGUCUUUUCUACGCAUCCAGCAUCAAACUCCAUCUUCACAACUUCAGCCGGGCUGACUUUCAAAGACUUCGCAUUCUCCGCCACAAAUCUUUUCGAGAUCUCUUCCCGCCACUUUCCAACCAAAACAACCUCAUUUCAAAAUGGCCUCCACUACCGCUACUGCCCCCAUCCCGAUGAAGAACAACGUCGCUUACACCAGCGACUCGGACUCCGACGGCCAGGCCCGCGGUGGUCGCAAGGGCGGUCAGCUCUCUAGCCUUCCUCAGCUACCGACCUCGGCCGGUCUCGCUCAGCCAGCUGGUCAACUCCUCCGUGGUGCUACCGACGAGAACGGAAACCACAAGUCCGCCGCCCUGCUGGUCGGCAUCAAGCUCGACCUCGAGGCCGAAGUCCACCUGACCGCCCGAGUCAGGGGUGACGUCUGCGUCGGUCUGUACUAAGGGAUGUCGCAACGAGAAAAUAUGGCGUCCGCCCCUCGUGGGAGAACAACGCGGGAGGGAUAGGAGGUAUCAGGAUCGAAGCUGGAGCUGGAGCAAAAAAAAGAUACCCAUUUUGCAUGGAUUGUUGAAAGCAUCACACUUGGAAGCAUUUGAGCCUCGACAUAUCAACAUUAAGCGCUCUGCGGGCUGGCUGGCCGCCGCUUAGCGAGGUAGACAUUCAAUACGAUUGGGAGAUCUUGAAACAUUGUUCCUUUUAGACCUGCUUAGUACGUGACCACUUGUCGAGAUUCGUUUCGUCAUUUCCUCAGAUGGCACAUCCUGUGAGUAUCAAUGGUAGUCAAUGCUGGUGGC